CUGUACUACCUGGGAUUGGUGCCAACUGCUGACAAAAGCCUCCACAGCAUGCUUGGGAAGAACAUUUUAACUCCCUGUUUUGUUUUGUAUUUUCUCUUCCAUGAAGCAUCCAAAAUCUCUAAUCACAGCGUAUGUUCUUAUUGAAUUCAUGGGUCUUGGCAAAAAAAGCAUGAGAAUAAUCCUAACAAGGGGACACAAAUGUGUUCUCCAGCCCGCGUGUUGCUACCUCCAUGGCCUGUUCGCCUUCGGCUUGCAAGAGAUCCUCGCACUCCCUUUACAAGCGAGUCCAGACACCAGUUGGAACUUCACUUCACAACCUGAUCCACUACUGACACUCUCCACUACUGACAAGACACCCAGCCGUGUUCCAGGAGAAAGCCACACAUCCUCUGCCGAGAUGUUAACUACCUGUACCGAUAUGGUGAACUGCCAGCCUUGUUUCUGCAAAUGUAAUGCUGUCCUUGGGGCUGAGGUAGUAGAUUGAAUAGUUGUGGGGUUUUUGUACUCCCUCUGAGAUAACUAUACAAUCUACUGUCUUUCCUAAGGAGACAGUCAAGUCAUCUACCAUUGAGGAAGUACCAACCGAUGAAGCUGUGAAACAUGUCGACCAUAAGUUUUACUGCAUACAAACUUUAGGUUGUAAACUCAGUCUGUUUGGAUUUUUUUACUUUUGAUUUUUUAAAUCAAAAACACUGUACUGUAUACUUUUUACAUUUCUGUUUCAAAUACAUUUUUGCUAGGAUUUAUACACAAAUUGUUCAAGAACAAUAUUCAUAAUUCUUUUUUAAAAAGUGACUCCUAUUUCAUGUCCAAGAGUCAGGCCUUUCAAGGUUUAAGAAGGAGGUAUUCCGUGUCUCUGCGAGGUGAGGUAGUAGGUUGUAUAGUUUGGUGGGAGGAAUUACAUCCUAUUCAGGUGAUAACUAUACAGUCUAUUGCCUUCCUCGACGGUCAUGCAUGCAGCAAGAGAGAUGUUUCCACUUUUGAGGAAAAACGCAGAAACACAAAGAUGCAUUUGGAAGAUACACUUAUUAAAAUGUAUAUUAUUCCCUGAAUUAUGUGGUCCAUUACUUUAUACACAAUUGCAUUUGAUGUUGUUUUGUACAGUAUGUUGUUUCCCAGAAGAUCUGUAAUUUUAUUUGAAGUGUACUAUAUAACCUUGUGAACAAAUAGCAGUAUUAGUAAUACAAUUGCUAUUAUAUGUACUGCAAUUGCAAUUGGUAUUACUAUUUAGAACCAACAAUCAUAUCAUAAUAUUGUUACAGCUUUGGGGGACUAGGAAGUGUCUCUAAGAGUUUAGAUAAAGUGUUAAACACCUGGCAGUGUAAACAUUACCAGCUUCAAUGCGGAGGGGGUGUUUUCCUGAUACGUAGGGGAGCUUCUGAUCAAAAACAUUGGAAAGUUUACCUUAGCUUACUUAGUUAAUUAAGUUGUGGAUAAAUUAUUGACAAUGAGCAGUCCAGAAACACGCCAUAUAAGAUCAUAUCAACACAACAGAAGGAAGAGAAACAGAGAAUAGAGAAAAAGAGGAGAAAGAAGGUCAGACCACCAGAAAGAGGAGUCAGGAGGAGUUGGAAACUUGAAGGGUGUGCCAGCCUAUAUCCCCUACUUCAUGAUCAUCUAAACAAAACCUGAUUUGCUUGUUAUUCUGUAUUUGUAGGGAACGUGGGUUUCCUGGGUAAAAAGAUACCUCGUUAGAGAAGUCUUUCCUGUUUGUGGGUGCAUCUUUAAAGAUUAACUCCCAUUCAUUUUUUGUCAUCUGGGUUUGCAGAGAGAGAAAUAUAACUUCUGGUUGUGUUACAUUUAAUUAGAAAGCAGCUUAUCUCUUAUUUGGCCUCUGCAGGCAUUAUUUAAGAGUUCAAUAUUUAGUAGCAGUCUGUAGUUUUCUCAGUGAUUGUGAUGUUAGGCCUCUGAAACACCUUGUUUUUAUAUACUGUAAAUAUUGCACCAUUUUCAUAACCCCCCAUUUGUAACAAUAUCUUUAUUAUCAAUGUUUCUGUAUAACUGGCCGAUAUUUGUGUUCAGGUAAAAUAUACAAUGUGUUUUCUGUGAACAAAAACAAAUAAAGUUUGAUUAUUUGAUAAAGUC
Lepisosteus oculatus (spotted gar) is the source of this 2085-nucleotide messenger RNA. NCBI's taxonomy places the organism in Eukaryota, Metazoa, Chordata, Actinopteri, Semionotiformes, Lepisosteidae. The record is from RefSeq and is a predicted model, not a curated record.